AUGAUGGAUUCUGGAGUUAUUCCAUCGCACUUGUUGUGGACAAGUGAUGGCCAUGGUAAAAAACUGAUCAUGCAAUUUUGCGGCCAUGCGUGGUCUCAAGUGUACGAACGCGAUUAUUUUGCCUUCCUGUGCAAGCACGAGAAAACUCGUAAAGAAAAUUACAUGAUGUCACCACAGAGGUCUUACCGGGAAGAACUGGUACUCUGGAUGAAGGAGGUGUGCAGAAUUUACGAUUUAAGUUUACUGACUUUGCAUCUGGCUGCCUACAUCCUGGACUCCUUCAUGGACUAUCAUGACAUACCACCCUUUAGAUUGCGUUUCAUGGCGUCUGUUUCACUUGCUUUGGCGGCAAAGUUUGAAGAAGAUGGUGCAAAGAUUCCAAGCUACGCCAAGAUUUACUCAGUGAACAACCCUUCCAACCCUCCACUUCCUCCCAAUUGUGUUAUUUUUGAUGUUGAAUGGAAGGUUUUCAAAUUCAUGGACUGCAAUUUGCACAUUCCGACAGUAGUUCAUUUUGCGUACUACUUUGUAGUUGUCGGACUACUUGAGACUGAUUUUGCACAGAGGGCUGAUUUGACUGAGAGAGAACUUCGAAUGGCCUUGCGAGACGAGCUUCAGCAAUCCUUGGAUGACAUGCUUCAAGAUUUGUGGUCAUUAAAACUGCCACCAUCGUGGAUGGUCUCGGCCAGCUUAAUUUAUGCCCGCCGUCACUUGAAUAUUUUGCCCGAUUGGCCCUACAAAUUUCAAGAACUGACUCAACUCAAUCUGGAAACCUUACGUCCUGCGCUGAAUUUGUUACACAAAUAUUAUAGCUCCAGAAGGGUCAGAGGCCUUAGAAAUAUUUCUCCUAGUGAUUCCGGCUACUUAUCAGGGUGA
This is a messenger RNA of Neocloeon triangulifer, 876 nucleotides long. It is a transcript of the gene CycJ, whose product is annotated as cyclin-J. Gene Ontology annotation, cellular component: nucleus; cyclin-dependent protein kinase holoenzyme complex; cytoplasm. Gene Ontology annotation, biological process: regulation of cyclin-dependent protein serine/threonine kinase activity; mitotic cell cycle phase transition. The coding region runs from base 1 to 876 and encodes 291 amino acids. Gene Ontology annotation, molecular function: cyclin-dependent protein serine/threonine kinase regulator activity. The transcript has 7 exons. The record is from RefSeq and is a predicted model, not a curated record. NCBI's taxonomy places the organism in Eukaryota, Metazoa, Arthropoda, Insecta, Ephemeroptera, Baetidae.